Molecule: messenger RNA, 429 nt
Organism: Coniophora puteana RWD-64-598 SS2
Lineage: Eukaryota; Fungi; Basidiomycota; Agaricomycetes; Boletales; Coniophoraceae
Exons: 3
Source: RefSeq, a predicted model, not a curated record
UUACACAAAUGGGAGGCAGCGAGCUUUUGUAAAUGUGUAUGCUUUGAAACAAACUACACGAUCCUGCCCAUACAAAGUCCCGACGACCCUUCGAAACCUUGCCUCUCGUGUAGUAAACAAUGGUGUUUGAAUCAGAAUCUGGCCAUAUGUGCUGGCGCGUCCCUCGGGGACACGGAUCCCGACACGGCGACUGGGAUGGAAGGAGAUGUCGAGGCUCGAUGCUUCCAGAGGGACUCCCCACGAGAUCAGCUUGUUGUAAUCAUGUUUCUCUUGACAGUGUUUGGCCUCCUGCUUGGGAUUAGCAUCAGGAAUCGUAUGGCCAAAGCUGGGCUGGAAGCUCGCCUACCCUGGCAUGUCAAUCUGAACCCUAGGUGGUGGGAGGUGGGCCUACAUGUCCUGUGCGCAGUCUAUGUAACUAACCGGUCUUAG